Messenger RNA from Rosa rugosa (rugosa rose), 481 nucleotides. Its product is annotated as phosphoribosylformylglycinamidine cyclo-ligase, chloroplastic-like. The transcript is spliced from 3 exons. The record is from RefSeq and is a predicted model, not a curated record. Gene Ontology annotation, biological process: 'de novo' IMP biosynthetic process; adenine biosynthetic process. Gene Ontology annotation, molecular function: phosphoribosylformylglycinamidine cyclo-ligase activity; phosphoribosylamine-glycine ligase activity. Lineage: Eukaryota; Viridiplantae; Streptophyta; Magnoliopsida; Rosales; Rosaceae. Bases 210 to 437 code for a protein of 75 amino acids. Gene Ontology annotation, cellular component: cytosol.
UCGGAUUGCUCCAGAUCGUUCAGGUCGAUCCGGCGUCGACCUUGAAGGAGACGAUAAAGGUUGCGGUCUCCGGGAAUUGCUCCAUUAUUAGCAGCUUGCCGUCGCGGUACUCGAAGAGGAAGAGCAACAGAGCAGUAUACCAAAUGAUGCACUAGAGCACGAUGACCUGGACCAUAAGGCUGCCGGACUCCGGGAUUUGGUAGCCGUACAUGGCGAUCAACAAAGGAAUCCCUAUGACCAGAGUUGCUAUGAGUGUCGAUGAUAUUGUCACUUCUGGAGCCAAGCCAUUAUUUUUCCUUGAUUACUUUGCUACAAGCCGCCUUGAUGUUGAUCUUGCUGAAAAGGAGUUCUGUAGAUUCAUGAAAGAACAUGGAUGGUUGGAUGGAAAGGUUGACGCUUUGAAGUAUCUUGUUUCACACUUCCCACUUUACUGGUAGUAGGGUUAAUAUUAGAUGUCAUGUGGUAACUUAUUGUUUGGAGC